AUGGCUGAUCGAAAUUCGCUGGUAGCAUCAGGGGCCCUGGUAGGGGCCCAGGGAGGAGCCAAGCCUUAUAACCGACCCAUGCAGCCAGGAAGGACCUUUUGGAGCACCCUUGGUUUCUACACAUCGCCUCUUAAGGCCAAAGAAGGGGUAGGGGGCCGGAGAGCGAUCCGUAACGCAAGACCUGUAAUCGGUGAGAAAGCCAAUGAUACAAAUUACACGACGUUUAGCCACCCAUUACGCCUGGGCUCAGGGGUAAAACACCCGGAACAGGGGUGGGACGCGAUUGACGACGUCAAGACGAAGCCCCCAGACCAGCAACAACUCAUCUUCGCCCGCGAAGAGCUCAAGGACGGUUGGACGCCGUCGGACUACAACCCAACCAGCCUUGGAGUACAAAGAGCGUCGAGACGCAACCCCCAUUUGAACGCAUACCGCGGCAAGACCCACGCUAAGUAUUUACCGUUAGAUCUCCCAUUCAAGAUUCUUCCUUACGGUAUUCUCGGUGACCUGGCUUUCAAGCUAGAGCCAAACUUGAGUAACCCUAACUUCCGUUGA
Cantharellus anzutake is the source of this 555-nucleotide messenger RNA. RefSeq lists its product as uncharacterized. The transcript has 6 exons. The coding region runs from base 1 to 555 and encodes 184 amino acids. Lineage: Eukaryota; Fungi; Basidiomycota; Agaricomycetes; Cantharellales; Hydnaceae. The record is from RefSeq and is a predicted model, not a curated record.